Parasteatoda tepidariorum (common house spider) is the source of this 501-nucleotide messenger RNA. The record is from RefSeq and is a predicted model, not a curated record. NCBI's taxonomy places the organism in Eukaryota, Metazoa, Arthropoda, Arachnida, Araneae, Theridiidae.
ACCAGUGCUGAGUCUUGGGGUACUGGCAGAGCUGUGGCUCGAAUUCCCAGGGUUCGAGGUGGCGGCACUCACCGUUCUGGCCAGGGUGCUUUUGGAAAUAUGUGUCGUGGGGGCCGCAUGUUUGCACCAACCAAGACCUGGCGACGUUGGCACCGCAGAGUGAAUACAACGCAGAAGCGAUAUGCCAUCUGCUCUGCGUUGGCUGCCUCGGCUUUACCAGCGCUGGUCAUGUCUAAAGGUCAUCGUAUAGAGGAAGUUCCUGAACUUCCUUUGGUGGUUGAAGAUAAAGUUGAAGGCUACAAGAAGACCAAGGAGGCUGUUUUGCUCCUGAAGAAACUUAAGGCUUGGAAUGAUAUCAAAAAGGUCUACGCCUCGCAGCGAAUGAGAGCUGGCAAAGGCAAAAUGAGAAACCGUCGCCGUAUCCAGCGCAGGGGACCCUGCAUCAUUUAUAAUGAGGACAACGGUAUCAUCAAGGCCUUCAGAAACAUCCCUGGAAUUACU